This is a messenger RNA of Phyllostomus discolor (pale spear-nosed bat), 640 nucleotides long. Its product is annotated as forkhead box protein E1-like. The record is from RefSeq and is a predicted model, not a curated record. Bases 1 to 552 code for a protein of 183 amino acids. The transcript has 3 exons. Lineage: Eukaryota; Metazoa; Chordata; Mammalia; Chiroptera; Phyllostomidae.
AUGGGGGACCCGCGCGCCGGCUCCGCCGCCGCCGCCGCCGCCGCCGCCGCCGCCGCCGCCGCCUUUACCCCCGGCUGCAGCUCGCAGCGCCGGGAAGCUUCCCAGGCCCCCACGGAGUCGCCAACUGCUGGAUUCCAGCAGCGGCCCGAGUCUCCACCCACUGGAAAAAUUCCUGCUCCGUCCCUCCCUCUCUCCUCCCUCCCGCCGCAGCCCGGGCUCAGCCCCGACUUCCUGCCGGGCGCUGGGAAGCCGUGCGCGGGCUGGGGGUCCGCGGGGGCCGCGCUCGCAGUUGGCCGCGUCCCUGGCCGAGUCCCGGGCCGCCAAAGGGCUGGCAGUGGGCGGGAGCAGCCGGCAGCCUCAGCCUCUUCCGAGAGCGACUUUCAAACUCGCGCCCGCGUCGCUGCCGCCGCCGCACCUGGGAAGCCUCGCGCGCCGUGCGUGCCGGACCCGGCGGGCGGCCGCCGCUCGAACUCCCCGGGACCUAAUGGGGCCCCUCUGUUCCCACUUGUUUCCCACCGGGAUUCUCCAGUGCCUUUGAACCUGAUGAAGUAGCGAAUGCUGCAGCUCUUGGAGGUGUGGCUCCUGUUCCCUCUGUACCCCCACCCCAGCCUAGAGGCCUCAGGUCAGGCAGCCCCUGCUG